Messenger RNA from Homarus americanus (American lobster), 3099 nucleotides. Its product is annotated as collagen alpha-1(I) chain-like. NCBI's taxonomy places the organism in Eukaryota, Metazoa, Arthropoda, Malacostraca, Decapoda, Nephropidae. The record is from RefSeq and is a predicted model, not a curated record. The coding region runs from base 1 to 3099 and encodes 1032 amino acids. The transcript has 9 exons.
AUGGAGGCGUCUCCAUGGGCUCUGUCAGGAUCGCUGAUGCCCCCAGGAUCCCUUUCCGAGACGGCGGAGCCCACAAAGACCCUCCCGGGGGUGUCGGUGCCACCAGGGACCAUCCCAAAGGUGUCGGGAAAUUCAGGCACCCUCCCAGGGGCGACAACGCCCCCAGGGAGCCUCUCAGCUGCGGUGGCUCCUCCAGGGACCUUUCAAGAGACCAUUCCAGGGGCGGAAGCGUACCCAGGGCAAUCCCAGGGAGACGGAUCCCCUAGGGACACUUCCAUAGGUAUCCACGAGCAGAGAGAUGCUCCCAGGGACAGCGGCGCCCUCAAAGAUUCUCGUAGGGGCGGUGGCGCCUCCAGGGACCCUCCCAAGGGCGGUGGCACCCCCAGGGACCCACCCAGGGGCCGCGGCGCCCCCUGGACCAUUAAAGGGGUCCCACCCAGAGACCCUCCUAGGGGGCCCAACGCCUCCAGGGACUCUUCGAGGGCUGACGGGACCCCCAAGGACCCUCGCAGAGGCCCUGACACUUUGUGGGACCCUCCCAGCGGUGGUUUCGCCCCCAGCGACACUUCCAUGGAUGGCGGGCCCCCUGAGAACCCUCCCAAGGGUGGCAGCACCCCCAGGUACUCUCACAAGAGUAGUGGCGGUCGCAGGAGCCUUCCCAGUGGCAGUGGCGUCCCCAGGAACCCUCUCAGAGGGGUCAGGGCACCCAGGGACCCUCCCAGAGGCAGCGGUGCCCACAGGGAUCCUCCCAGGGGCGGCGACGCCUCCAGGGACCCUCCCAAGGGCGACGGAACUCCCAGAGACUCUCUCAGACUCAAAAACUACUGCACCCAGUGGCCCUACAGGUCUGGCGCUCCCAGGGGCCCACCUAGGGUCGGCGACACCUACAAAUGCGGCAGUGUUCCCAGGGACCCUCCCAGGGGAGCCGACGCCUCCAAGGACCCUUCCAGGGGUGGUGGGAUCUCCAGGGACCAAAGCAGGGGCGUUGACGCCUCCUGGGACCCUCCCAGGAACCUCCCAAGGGUGUCGGGAAAUCCAGGCACCCUCACAGGGACGACAACGCCCCCAGGGAGCCUACCACAUGCGGAGGCUCCUUCAGGGACCCUUCAAGGGAUCAUUCCAGGGGCGGAGGCGUACCCAGGGCCCUCCCUGGUCGAUGGAUCCCCUAGGGGCCUUUCUAGAGGUAGCCGCGCGCCAAAGGGUGAUCCCAGGGACAGCGGUGCCCUCAAAGACUCUCGUAGGGGCGGCGGCGCCCUCAAAGACUCUCGUAGCGGUCGCGGCGCCUCCAGGGACCGUUCCAAGGGCGGCGCACCAUCAGGGACCAACCCAGGGGCCGCGGCGCCCCCUGGACCAUCAAAGGGGUUGCGCCCUCCCUUCAGAGACCCUACCAAGGGGACUCAUCGAGGGGUGACAGGACCCCCAGGGACCCUCGCAGAGGCCCUGACACUUUGUGGGACCCUCCCAGAGGUGGUUUUUACCCCCAGCGACCCUUCCAUGGUUGGCGGGCCCCCUGAGAACCCCCUCAAUGGUGGCACCACCCCCAGGGACCCUCGCAAGAGUAAUGGCGGUCGCAGGAGCCCUCCCAGUGGCAGUGGCGUCCCCAGGAACCCUCCCAGAGGCGUCAGGGCACCCAGGGACCCUCCCAGAGGCAGCGGUGACCACAGGGAUCCUCCCAGGGGCGGCGACGCCUCCAGGGACCCUCCCAAGGGCGACGGAACUCUCAGAGACUCUCUCAGAGUACGUGGUGCCCCCAGGGAUUGUCUCAGGGGUUAUUUUUCCUCAAGGGAUCCUCCCAGGGACCCUCCAAAGGACCCUCCCACGAGUGGAGGCGCCCCUCGGGACCCUCCCUGGAGCAGCAGAGCCCUCAGGGACCCUAGAGGUAGCAGCAUCCUAAGGGUCACUCCCAGAGACAGCGGCGCCCCCAAAGACUCUCGCUGGGGCGGCGGCGCCCCCAGGGACCCUCCCAAGGGCGGUGGCACCGCUAGGGACCUACCCAGGGGAUGCGACGUCCCCGCAAAAACUACUGCACCCAGGGCCCUCCUAGGGUCAGUGGCAUUCCGAAAUUUGCCUUUGCCCCAAGGGACCCUUUCUGGGGAGCUGACGUCUCCAGGGACCCUUGAAGGGGUGGCGGGGUCCCAGGGAAGCUUCAAGGAAGUGGCGGGGCACCCAGGGACCCUCCUAGGGGCGCUGACGCCUUUUGGGACCUUCCCAGAAUUGGCGGCGCUCCCAGGGAAUCUGUCAGGGUCGCCGGCAUCCCCAACGAAACCUCCCGAGGGUGGUGUUGCCCAUAGGAGCUCUCCUAUGGGCGGCAGCGCCCCAAGGACCUUCACAGAGCCUGUGGCGGCGAGAGAGCCCUCCCAAGGGCAGCGGUGCCCGCAGGCGCUCUGUCAGGGCGGUAGCGUCACCACGGACCCUCCCAGGGGCGUCGGUGAACCAAGGGACCCUCCCAGGAACGGUGGAGCCCCCAGGGACCCUCCUAGGGGUAGCAGCACCCCAAGGUAUAUUCCUACGGACAGUGGCACCGUCGAAGACUCACGCAGGGGUGGCGGUGCCCCCAAGGACCCUCCCAAAGGUGGCGGCACCACCAUGGACUUACUCAGGGGCGGCGGCUCCCCCUGGACCAUCCCAGGGACUACACACCCCCUUCAGGGACCACACCAAGCAUCGUAUGGCGCUCCCAGGGACCCUCCUAGGGUCGGCGUCACCCACAAAGGCGGCAGUGUUCCCAGGGACCCUCCCAGGGGAGCCGACGCAUCCAAGGACCCUUCCAGGGGUGGUGGGAUCUCAAGGGACCAUAGUAGGGGCGCUGACGCCUCCUGGGACCCUCUUAGCGAUGGAGGCUUCUCCAGGGGCUCUGUCAGGAUCGCUGAAGCCCCUAGGAUCUUUUUCCGAGAUGCCAGAGCCCCCAAAGACCCUCCCAGGGGUGGCGGUGCCACCAGGGACCCUCCCAAGGGUGUCGGGAAAUCCAGGCACCCUCCAAGUUGCGACAACGCCCCCAGGGAGCCUCUCAGCUGCGGAGGCUCCUUCAAGGACCCUUCAAGGGAUCAUUCCAGGGACGGAGGCGUACCCAGGGGCUUCCCAGGGCGACGGAUCCUUUAG